Messenger RNA from Pestalotiopsis fici W106-1, 1086 nucleotides. RefSeq lists its product as uncharacterized. The record is from RefSeq and is a predicted model, not a curated record. Lineage: Eukaryota; Fungi; Ascomycota; Sordariomycetes; Amphisphaeriales; Sporocadaceae. The transcript is spliced from 3 exons. Gene Ontology annotation, molecular function: oxidoreductase activity, acting on single donors with incorporation of molecular oxygen, incorporation of two atoms of oxygen; ferric iron binding. The coding region runs from base 1 to 1086 and encodes 361 amino acids.
AUGCGCUUCACUCCAAGCAUCCUCUCGGGUUUGACCCUGCUGUCAGGCUCUGCCGUGUUAGCUCACCCUGGCCACGAUAUCAACAAGGAGAUUGCUGCUCGUCAGGAAUAUCUCACCUCCGUCAAGCGCACCAACCUCGCCCACUGCACAGAGACUCUCAAAGCACGAGGCAUCGAGAGACGAAACGUUGCUCGACGACAGGCCAAGCUCGAAGACGCGAGGGUAAAGAGAGGGUUGAAGAAGCGUGACCUUGGCACUGUGCUGGGCACAUCUCACAAUGCCACCGACCUUGGAUACACACUGGAUACUCCCGCCGAUGAGUUGUUCAGUGGUGUCAACGGCUCUUGCCUCCUGAGCCCUGAAGCAACUCAGGGUCCAUAUUAUGUCGGUGGUGAAUACGUUCGUGAGGACAUUAUCGAGGAGCAGGAAGGUGUCGACACAAUCCUGGACUACCAAGUCAUCGAUGUUGAUACCUGCGAGCCCGUACCCGAUGUCUACGUCGAGAUGUGGCACUGCAACGCGACGGGUGUGUACUCUGGCAUUGUAGCUGGCGGCAACGGCAAUCAGGCCGAUACCGACAACAUUGACACCACCUUUCUCCGUGGCAUCCAAAAGACGGACGAGGACGGCGUUGCCCAGUUUGAGACCAUCUUCCCUGGUCACUACCUCUCACGCACCAACCACAUCCACAUUCUUGUACACGCCGCCAACUCGACCGCCCUGUCCAAUGACACGAUUGGAAACGCCAUCUGGUCGAGCCACGUCGGUCAGACAUUCUUUGACCAGGAUCUCAUUGAUGCCGUCGAGCUCCUUGAACCCUACAACACCAACUGGCAGCCAGUCACUCUUAACGAGGACGACAACGUUCUCCAAGGCGAGACUAGAACCGACGGAAUUGAUCCCGUGUUCCAGUACACGCUGCUUAGUGAGGAUAUCGCUGAUGGCCUGUUUGGCUGGGUCGCUUUUGGCAUCAACACGACUCGGGCUUCGAGUGUCAGCCCUGCUGCAUUUUAUUAUGAGGAUGGAGGAAUGGUCAACCCAGCCAAAAACAAUAGCGCUCCACCUGGACCUCCCCCAAGCGAUUAA